GUGACUUGGGAAGUGAAGGACUGAGGCAGCAUUUUAAGGCACUGCAAUGGAGAGCAAGCUAACUCUAACUAUUCUUCUUGGUGUGCUUCUAACAUCAGGCAGCUGGUCUUCUGGAGUGGAGGCAUUCAUAAAACUUCAUUGUCUGUAUGAAAAAAUUCAGGAGGGUCAAUGGGUGAACACGAGUUUUCCUCCACAAAAAGCCUGGCUGGUUGUAGGAAGCAGGCAAGAAGUGUACAAGACCCUUCAAGGACCUACCUUUGUUUUUAAAGAUUCAUCCUUAAAGCUGAUGCCAUUUCUGAAAGCAGAUACAGAGAAGCUGAAUUGUAGGAUCAAAUCUUAUUUCACAGACAACAUUCAGGUGUUAUGGCCGGAUAUCCCCCCCUCUGACGAUACACAGAAUUCUUGGUAUAUUGUCACUGUACAACACACUGAUGGCAAGUUUCAGAUGUCAACAUUCUUCACCAUACUUACCCAGGUGCCAUCAAUGGCAGAGAGAGAUGAUGAAAUACAUCAUACUUUAGCUACAUUUACGAUAAGUACCUAUACUCCUCAUAUCUAUACCAGACUGAAUGACAAUGUAGUUCUGGAUUGUGCUUUCCUGGUUGAUCACAUGGCUGAAGCUUCAGUUACAUGGAAUUUCCAAGGCAAAGGAAGGAGGAACCUAAAACUGCUGUCUUACAAUGGAUCCAAAAAGGAGCUGGAGUAUCACAGUAAGAAGGGUCUGAUACAAGUGGAGGAAAUACAGAAGGGGAUUGCUUCUCUUAGUGUGACCAGUAUGGCUUUGGAAAAGGAAGGACUCUUCACCUGCACUGUGUCCGUAGGAUCUCUCUAUGCUGAACAACAGAUUCACCUUGAGGUCAGAGAAAGCCCAGUGGUGUCUGUAAAUGUGGAAUCGGUGACACUGACAGAGGGAGAGGAGCAGAAGUUUGUCUGUGAUGCCUCAAAUUAUUAUCCUCUUGAUGUCAGUAUUGAAUGGCUACGAGAAAGCCAACAUGGAGGACUUUUGCCAACUUCAGUACAACACAUCGUCUAUAGCAGCCACAGAUACAAUAGUGAUGGCACCUAUAGCAUUUCUUGUUUCUUCUUCUACACUGCAUCCCUGCAGGACAGUGACACCACUUUCACCUGCCGUGUGGAGCAUGAAAGCCUAAGCAUACCAAUAAAAAAGAAAGUGAGCCUUACAGUUGUAGAAAACUAUGGAUGGACCUGGACAUUUCUUCAAGUUAUGAUCGUUAUAUUUAUUUUGAUCAUUAUUUGGGGGUUACCAGUAUUGUGCUCAGGGAUCAACUUCAGAAAGACCAAGCCAUAUUAAAAACUGUUGGAGAACUGAAGGUAAGUGAAGAAAGAAUCUGUUACUGCUAUCUUCAACAAGAAAAUGGAAAAGGUGUGCAACAGAAAGCGGAUUCAAUAGAAGAUUACUAAGUUGGAGAUCCAAGAACUUCAAUUAUGGACAAAUCCACAAGAAGAAUGCCUUUAUUGGAUGACAUGAGGAGAACAUGCCAAUAAGAUGGAUCUUAUUGAGAUAAUAAUCCCUGCAGGCAGGGAAGGCUGCUCACUUUGUAAGAGAAUUUUCCCCAAAUUUCAGUGAUUAAGGUGAAGCUCUGCUGACUUCCAUCAUCGUGUG
This is a messenger RNA of Rana temporaria (common frog), 1624 nucleotides long. Its product is annotated as tapasin-related protein-like. The record is from RefSeq and is a predicted model, not a curated record. The transcript is spliced from 9 exons. The coding region runs from base 47 to 1312 and encodes 421 amino acids. NCBI's taxonomy places the organism in Eukaryota, Metazoa, Chordata, Amphibia, Anura, Ranidae.